UGGACGAGAUUUAUAUGUUUGAAAGGUUUCUUUGACUUACUUUUAUUACACCACCAAUACACCAAUACUGAAUCUUCUUUGCUCAUUUACAUCUACCACAUGUGUGAACACGUCAGUCACGUUAAACUAGUGGAGAAAUGCAAGGCCUUUGCAGGUGAAAUGUUUGCCCGCCAGGGUCAGCGGCCUUUUCGAGCAGCAUAAACCGACAGGACACUUACCCUCAAACAAAACACUCUGACCCCGAGUUCCAACCAAGCCCAAUUCUGUUCAAUAAGAACACGUGAAUCACUGCCAAGGUACACAGUGUGUCAUCCUCUACCCAAGUGACAAGCCGCCACAACUACUACUACCGGGUUGACUGAACAACUGCACGUCUGGAUACUGGACUUAAUCGUAGGAGGGCUGCUGCAGCUUUCAUUUGACUCCUUUUGUUAGAUCCAAUGAUAAGUUUCAAUCAAGGAUAAGAAACUUCGUUUCCUCUUAAAAAAGGAGAACGUGUAGUCAUCCAGUAAUUAUUCUGCUGCUGGACUCUCCUUUUGCUUUUCCUAGAUAAGUCAUCAUGCCAAAUGGAUCAGUUAAAUUGCAAAGCAUUAAAAAGCUGGGACAGGAAAACCACAGCUAUGACUUUACAAAUGAAGAACCAGCUGGCUCCUACAUGACCAUGACAAACUCCAAGGACAAUGAGAAAGGUCAGAAAAAUGUAGAUCAACCAGCGAUCAGGGUUGGCUUCUUUCAGCUGUUCCGCUUUGCCACGUGCAAACAGGUGCUGAUGAUGGCGGCCGGUAGUUUUUGCGCGAUUCUCCACGGCUCGGCCCAGCCCCUCAUGCUGCUGGUGUUCGGCCUGCUCACCGACACCUUCAUCGAGUACGACAUCGAGCUCAACGAGCUGGCCGACGACAGGAAGGAGUGUGUGAAUAACACCAUCCAGUGGAAGAGGAACUACACUGCUGCAGACACUCUGAACCAGACCAACUGGAGCCUCAUGAACAAUUCAACACUGGAGAUGCUCAUACCGCUGAAGAACAGGUCGUGUGGGAUUCUCGACAUUGAAUAUGAAAUGACGUUAUUCGCCUUCUAUUACGUUGGAAUCGGAGCUGCUGUAUUUGUGCUGGGAUACUUUCAGAUAUCCUUGUGGGUGACGGCGGCUGCCAGGCAGAUCCAGCUCAUCAGGAAACUGUACUUCAGCAAAGUGAUGAGGAUGGAGAUCGGUUGGUUCGACUGCACCUCUGUGGGGGAGCUCAACACUCGCAUGUCAGAUGAUAUCAACAAGAUCAACGAUGCCAUUGCGGAUCAAGUUGCCAUCUUUCUGCAACGCUUCACCACCUUUGUGUGUGGUUUCUGCGUUGGCUUUGUGAAAGGAUGGAAGUUAACGCUUGUCAUUGUCGCAGCAAGUCCACUGAUAGGCAUUGGAACUGGUCUUAUGGCUCUGUUUGUGGCUAAGCUAACAGGGAUGGAGCUGCAGGCCUACGCCAAAGCUGGAGCUGUAGCGGACGAGGUUCUCUCAUCCAUCAGGACUGUGGCUGCUUUUGGUGGAGAGUUAAAGGAAGUGCAAAGGUAUGACAAGAACCUGGUUUCCGCACAGCGCUGGGGCAUCAGAAAAGGUCUGAUCAUGGGCUUUUUCACCGGAUAUAUAUGGCUGAUCAUCUUUCUGUGCUAUGGUCUCGCCUUCUGGUAUGGCUCAAGUCUGGUGAUAGACACUGAAGAGUACACACCAGGAACUCUACUGCAGGUGUUCUUUGGUGUAUUGAUAGCAGCCAUGAAUUUGGGGCAGGCCUCCCCAUGUCUGGAGGCAUUUGCUGCAGGCCGAGGAGCUGCUACCAUCAUCUUUGAGACUAUUGACAGAGAGCCGGAGAUUGAUUGUUUAUCCGAGGCUGGGUAUAAGCUCGACAGGGUCAAGGGAGAUAUUGAAUUUCACAAUGUGACCUUCCACUACCCCUCCAGACCUGAAGUUAAGAUCCUGGACCAGGUCAGUGUUGCAGUGAACUCAGGGGAGACCACAGCCUUUGUUGGUCCAAGUGGAGCUGGGAAGAGUACUGCUAUUCAGCUCAUUCAACGGUUCUAUGACCCUAAAGAGGGAAUGGUGACCCUGGACGGUCAUGACAUCAGAGGGCUGAACAUCCAAUGGCUGCGCUCACUGAUUGGCAUUGUGGAGCAGGAGCCUGUGCUGUUUGCCACCACCAUUGCUGAGAAUAUUCGCUACGGUCGACCCGGCGUCACCAUGGAAGACAUCAUCGCUGCUGCAAAAGAGGCCAACGCCUACAACUUCAUCAAGGAACUGCCACAGGAAUUCGACACCUUGGUGGGGGAGGGCGGAGGUCAGAUGAGCGGCGGUCAGAAGCAGCGUAUUGCCAUCGCUCGAGCACUGGUUAGGAAUCCUCGUAUCCUACUGUUGGACAUGGCAACCUCUGCUCUUGACAACGAAAGCGAGGCUAUAGUUCAAGAGGCUUUGGAUAAGGUACGCAUGGGUCGCACCACCAUCUCUAUCGCUCACCGGCUGUCCACCAUAAAGAACGCUGAUGUGAUCGUCGGCUUUGAGCACGGCCGAGCUGUGGAGAGGGGCAAACACAACGACCUGCUGGAGAGAAAGGGGGUCUACUUCACGCUCGUCACCCUGCAGAGCCAAGGAGACAAGGCUCUGAAUGAGAAGGCUCGGCAAAUGGCUGACAAAGAAGAAGAGGCCGGGAGGCUGUCCAGAGCUGGCAGCUACCGUGCCAGUUUGAGAGCUUCGAUCCGUCAGCGGUCCCGAUCCCAGCUGUCUAAUCUGAUCCCAGAGUCCUCUGUUCCCAUGGCUGGAGAGCUUGGCCCCAGAGCCUACGCUGUAUCACAGGCAGACAAAUCCAAGAAUGCGAUCCCAGAGGAGGAAGAAGAACCUGUGGAGCCUGCUCCAGUUGCCAGGAUCCUCAAGUACAACAUACCGGAGUGGCCCUAUAUGCUGUUUGGAUCCUUUGGGGCUGCCAUUAAUGGGGGAGUCAACCCUGUCUACUCUCUGCUGUUUAGUCAAAUCUUGGCGACAUUCUCAGUAAUAGAUCCUGUGGCUCAGAGGAAGGAGAUUGAUAGCAUCUGCCUGUUCUUUGUCAUGGUCGGCGUCGUCUCUUUCUUCACUCAGAUGCUGCAGAGUUAUGCCUUUUCCAAGUCUGGAGAGCUGCUGACCCGCAGGUUACGGCGACUCGGCUUCCACGCCAUGCUUGGCCAAGAGAUCGGCUGGUUUGAUGAUCACAGAAACAGCCCCGGAGCUCUGACCACACGUCUGGCGACUGAUGCCUCACAAGUUCAAGGAGCCACGGGCUCGCAGAUCGGCAUGAUUGUCAACUCUCUGACCAACAUUGGUGUGGCCAUCUUAAUGUCCUUCUACUUCAGCUGGAAGCUCACGCUGCUCAUCCUGUGCUUCCUGCCGUUCAUCGCUCUGUCGGGUGGCUUCCAGGCUAGGAUGCUUACAGGGUUCGCGAAGGAGGAUAAGCAGGCCAUGGAGCGUGCCGGACGGAUUUCCGGCGAGGCUUUAAACAACAUCCGGACCAUCGCCGGCCUGGGGAAGGAGAGGAGCUUUGUGGACCUGUACGAGGCCCAGCUCGACGCUCCGUACCGAAUGGCCCUGAAGAAGGCCAACGUGUACGGGGCCUGCUAUGGUUUCGCCCAAUGCGUCAUCUUCUUGACCAACUCCGCUUCAUACAGGUUUGGAGGUUACUUGGUGCGACAGGAGGGACUUCACUUCAGCUUGGUGUUCAGGGUUAUCUCAGCCAUCAUCACCAGUGGAACAGCGCUCGGCAGAGCCUCCUCCUACACACCUGACUACGCCAAGGCCAAGAUCUCAGCAGCGCGCUUCUUCCAGCUGCUGGACCGUGUGCCUCAGAUCAGCGUCUACAGCCAGAAGGGAGAUAAAUGGGAUAACUUCCAAGGGAACAUAGACUUCAUUGACUGCAAGUUCACCUACCCAACCAGGCCAGACAUCCAGGUCCUGAACGGGCUGAACGUGUCAGUGAAGCCCGGCCAGACGUUGGCCUUUGUGGGCAGCAGCGGCUGUGGGAAGAGCACCAGCGUGCAGCUGCUGGAGAGGUUUUAUGACCCAGACCAGGGCAGAGUGCUGAUUGAUGGCCACGACUCGACUUGUGUCAGCGUGCCCUUCCUGCGCUCCAAGAUUGGCAUCGUGUCCCAGGAGCCCAUCCUGUUCGACUGCAGUAUCGCAGAGAACAUCAAGUACGGAGACAACCUGCGGGAGAUCGGCAUGAAUGAGGUCAUCUCGGCCGCCAAGAAAGCCCAGCUGCAUGACUUUGUCAUGUCGCUCCCUGAGAAAUACGACACCAACGUCGGCGCGCAGGGUUCUCAGCUUUCUCGCGGACAGAAGCAGCGCAUCGCCAUCGCCAGGGCGAUCAUACGCGACCCCAAGAUCCUGCUCCUGGACGAGGCCACCUCCGCCCUGGACACCGAGAGCGAGAAGACGGUGCAAGACGCCCUGGACAAAGCCAGAGAGGGACGGACCUGCAUCGUUAUCGCCCAUCGCCUGUCCACCAUUCAGAACUCUGACAUUAUCGCCGUCAUGUCCAGGGGCUUUCUGAUGGAGAAAGGAACGCACGACCAGCUCAUGGCCCUGAAGGGAGCCUACUACAAGCUGGUUACCACAGGAGCCCCAAUCAGUUAACUGCUCGGGGGAAACAGCAGCCGAUUAACAAAGCAGCCAAGAGAGACGAAUGGAAGGAGCAGCGAUGUCGCCGUACGGCGUGAGAAAGCCAGGACUGGAAGGAUGUAAAAAGAUACACCUGUUCACUCGUGCAGUAUUUAUUUGUGUGGGGGUAUUUUAAGGUGUUGCUGUUUAUCUCUCAGAUACUGGGUCUAUCCCAGUAGCCACACUUGCAGUCUUAAGCACCAAAGUGCACGUUCACGCACCAGCAGGCAGCAGAAUGUUGGCAUUUCACCAGUCUACUGCGGCAAACCAGCUCUUUGGUUAGGGGUAAUGUGACUACAAGCUGGUUUAUGACCAUUAAUAAAUCAACAUGACGACAUGCAGAAGCUGAAUUUCCAUGCUUUGCUGGAUUCAGCCUGAAUAUUUAUAUAUUCCUUGUCCAAACAGUUAUUUACAGUCACUUACUCUCUAAUACAGAAAAUCUAUUCUUCUUGCUGGGUGAUAAGAAUUCUAUAUAUAGCAUAAAUAAUUAAGAUUGUAUCUUUUUAUCAGGGGUUUUUCAGGCAUAGUAAGAGAGCUAGAUGAGAAGCUUGCAUAAACACUGGAAGCGGGGAUAACCAGCUCGGUCCAAAAUAAACAAAAUGAUUGUUAAUGAGUGAAAUUUAAAGGUGCUAAUUUGGAUUGUUCCAAGUCAAACUCUUCUUUUAAAUGUUCAAAAUUGUCUCAUAUGUACAGUGUGUUUGUAGAUAAAUCCAAUUGAAUCGCUUCAUGAAUUGUUUCCCUCCUCCCCGGCUCCUGAAUGUUUCAUUCUGUCAUCUGAUUGUAACUGUGAUUCUGUAUAAAUGCUCCUAUUUUUUUUAUGCUUUGUUUGGAAAAUAAAUGAAACUAUCAAAGUGUCCGAGCUCGACGGAGCCGCAGUAUUUACGUGUGAAUAUGAAUAAUUCAUCAUUGAAGCGUGUCCCAGAGAGCGCUGAUAAACUGCCACAUGCUUGUGGUCUUAACAGGCACCUGGACCUGCUGCCAGCUACUGAAAAUACAUCACACAAGCCGGCAACAUUGUGCAAUUUGCAGUUUGAAAUCUGUAUAUUUUAGUUGUUGCUCAUAAAAACUAUUAUAGUGUGAUUAAAUCUGGAAUCACACAUUUUCAGAGAUAAAUAUCAUAUAUGAUCAGUAAUGUUUACUGUUUAUAACAGGGUUAAAUGUGGG
Molecule: messenger RNA, 5821 nt
Organism: Larimichthys crocea (large yellow croaker)
Lineage: Eukaryota; Metazoa; Chordata; Actinopteri; Sciaenidae
Gene: abcb11b
Product: ATP-binding cassette, sub-family B (MDR/TAP), member 11b
Exons: 29
Coding region: 560-4633 (1357 amino acids)
Biological process (GO): oligopeptide export from mitochondrion
Cellular component (GO): mitochondrial inner membrane
Molecular function (GO): ATP hydrolysis activity; ATP binding; ABC-type oligopeptide transporter activity
Source: RefSeq, a predicted model, not a curated record